CGUUUUUAAUGUCCAGGUCAUGGCAACACAACCGCUAUUCACCGAUCAGUCUUUAUUGGUUUUCAGAAAUUAGUAAAUUGGUUUAUUGAAGGCUUCACUUGGCACGUAUUCGCUUGGAUUUCCUUACGCUCAAGCUGCUCAGUCUUCACGUUGUGUUAUGCGACCAAAAUAGAUCGAAGUGCGUGUGUGUGUUGUUACCAAAGGAGUUGUGUUCUUUAAACUUCGAACGCCACCGACAUCUUUAUGUUUUUCAUCUCGCCGAAUUAUAAAUAGUUGUGUGUCGUUUGUUGGUGCCAUAAUGAAUUCCACACAGGGCCAUGGGAGGGAAAAAGUACGGGAGCUGGGAGAGGCAUCAACGAAAAGCCAGCAAAGCGGAACUUUCAAAGUGCCGUUAAAGCUGUUCCCAUCUGCUAAGCUUACACUUACACAUUCACAGGCUUAACUUAAAAGGCGUAGUGCGCUGCUUAAAUUAUCGACUUUGACUGGUGUUUCAAAAUAUAUGGAUCUCAUUGGGGAUAGAGCGUUUCUGAAAUUUUAUGUUUUGUGUUCCGAUUAAGAUAAACCAAAAAAUUACAUGUCUGGCUCUUUAGAUUCUAACCAAGUUAGACCAAUUGAAACGUUUUUAUUCCUUCUGGAGGUCAACCACUAACAUAUUACGGCUAAGAAGUGUGAAUUGCAUGAAUAACUAAGUCCAAUGCUUUUUAUACAACAGGCUCAGUUUUCAUGGAUCGCAGUCUGGACUCUAUUGGCAGCUGUUCACUGGAUGUAGACGCCGACUCCUCCGAUAUAUCAGAUACCAGUGGGAGCCUGAACUUCCCAACGCCGCUGUCAGUAAGGGACAUAACACGCGAAUUCACUGCCAACCUUCGGGAGCGCUGUGUUCCUAACUUGCCUCCCCAGCCUCAGCACAAAACCCCUGCCUACGUCGAAUCCAGGUCGACUGAGCUGGAGCACAUGGUGCUGUCACCUGCAAUUGUGGAGUGCGAGCAAGAGCCGAGCUCCAAUGAUUUUGACGAGACUUCUGCAGGAAAUUCACAGGAGGAAGCUCCCGAAAAGAAGCCCAGCUAUUUAAACCUGGCUUGCUGCGUCAACGGUUAUUCCAACCUUACCACCUACGACUCCAAGAUUCGGCAGGACAUAAACAAGUCACGUGAGGUUUCCCCGAUUCGUCCCUCCACCAGCAGUCUACAGUACUGCAAACGCAACCACUUUCUAGCGACUCCAACUCUGCACAGCAUGCCUUCUCCGGCCACCAAGUGCAAACCCAUCGAGCCUAACAACAACAGCAACGACAGUAGCGGGAAUUUCAAUUCGGGUUCUGGUCACAGCAAUGGAAAUGGCAGUUUCAUCAAGCAACGGGUGGAGCGACUUUACGGGCCGGGUGCAUUAGCACAGGGUUUCUACAGCCCCAAAAAGCACGGUCAGUCACCAUCGAAUGCUGCAGGGCGAUCGGAAAGGGGUCAUGUGGAGAUCGACUCUCUACAAGGCUCCGAACUGGCUCGGAAAUUCAAGCAGCUCUCCCCCAGUAAAGACUACGGAGAGUUCCGAAAAAAACUGCAAAAGAAAUGCUCUCAGAGUACAACGGCGAGGAUAGACGAGUCGUUGCAUUCUCCAGGGCUAAAUGGAGAUCUGGACCUGCCCGUUUUUAGGCACCUCAGUCAAGAGUUCCGCGCCCAGUUGCCUACUGUGUCACCAAAAAGGAGUGCUCCUCGAUCUUGCAUGGCUCCUGACGUACUGCUUGUAGAUAACGAGUCAAGUCCAGACCAUGGUCCCACGGACGAAGUAGACCACGAAUCCACAAAAAUGGCCAAACUAGCCUCAGAGGAAUACAUCAGUACUUCCAAUAUUUCUGUUGAAGCUGUUGUUAAGGACGGAAAUUUCUUUCUGAAAAUACUAAAAGAGGAACAAGCCCGUCUGUUGGUGCUAGCCGCUCUUGCUGAAAAAUAUGCAGACGCCUUGUCGACAAAUCCAGAUAUCUCCGAAGAUACCUUUGGGCUACUGCGAUCAGCGUCGGGUAAGGCCCGUCUCUUGGUAUCGCAGAAAAUGAAACAAUUCGAGGGUCUUUGCCACAAUAAUCUCAAUCGCUCACCAGAGGAUAAGUUUCCAACAACUCUGGAUGACUUACAAGGAUUCUGGGACAUGGUUUAUUUGCAAGUGGAGCACGUGGAUUCUAUUUUUGCUGAUAUAGAGCAACUCAAAAGUAACGACUGGAAGGCAAAAACACAGUCCGUGGCUGACCAACCCGAUUUGGGCACCAUACCAACUAAGAUUAAGGCAACAAAGUCGUCGAAAGUCGGUGUUUCGCAAGUGAAACCAGUCGGAAAGGCAUCCAGCGUUCGUGUGAAUGGCUCGGCACCUCCCCCACCUAACUCGGCAGCAGCUUUAAAGAGGGAGGCCCAGAGAAAACUGCUUCUAGAGAUGAAACGUCAGCGUCGCGAGGCUAUGACCGCAGCGGCCAAAUUGAAUCCCUUAGAUGGUGAUGGCGCCUCCGACGUACCGGGAAUAAUUGGCGAUAGUUGUGCUAAUCCUAGCGUUAGCAACGGAAGUUAAAUAAUGCUCACUGCAAAUAGCACUCAUGCUUUCUAUUUAUACAUAUAUUUUUAACUAACACACGUGUACCCCACAAAGGCAUGCUUAAAUUUAUAGAUAUUUCUAGUUGAAUUAAUCAUUUACUAGUCCCAACUAAAAUUAUUGUGUUGGAGCUCCUUACUGAAAUCUGUCACAAGGUCAAACAUCUAGGAGAUAACGAAGUAUUGUCAACAAUCGCGACUUACCUAAAGUUGUUCAUAAAUAUUGCCUUAUCCGCGAAAGAUUUCGCUAAUUAAUCAAUUUGCUGUGCACAUUAUGUAAUUGAAAAUUAUAAUUACUUGAUUACAUAUAAAAAAGACAUUUAAUCACGUUUAACAUUAUUUAAGUAUAUUAAAAACCAACAAAAUCUUUGUAUAACAUAA
Messenger RNA from Drosophila sechellia, 2951 nucleotides. It is a transcript of the gene vlc, whose product is annotated as disks large-associated protein 2. NCBI's taxonomy places the organism in Eukaryota, Metazoa, Arthropoda, Insecta, Diptera, Drosophilidae. The coding region runs from base 724 to 2550 and encodes 608 amino acids. The record is from RefSeq and is a predicted model, not a curated record. Gene Ontology annotation, cellular component: glutamatergic synapse; postsynaptic specialization. Gene Ontology annotation, biological process: signaling. Gene Ontology annotation, molecular function: molecular adaptor activity. The transcript has 4 exons.